AUGGAAAUAAAUAACGACGUAAUUGAAGAGAAUCCUAAAAUAACUUCUGAAAAAAUUAACGAUAAAAGUUCCAAAUCAAGGAAGAAAAAGAAGAAAAAUAAAAAGUCUACCACCGAAUCAAAGGCGAAUACAAAUGAAAAAAAGGAUAACUUAGAUGAAAUAGUAGAAUUCAUAUUCAGCGAAAUCCCAUCAACUACUAAAAUAUGUUCUGUCCCAAAGUGUAAAACAUCAAGAGCUGUCAUGGAUUUCACCUGUCAAUAUUGCAAUAUGAAAUAUUGUAUGGCACAUCGGCAUCCUGAGGCGCAUUCGCCUAAAUGUGUCGAAAAGGCUAGAAAUGCUGCACAUUCCAACUUUAAACAAGAGUCAAUUCGUGUAAUAUCUCAGGAAAGAAGCAAUCCUGGAUCAAUAAAUGCAAAAGGUUUUAGUGCUGAUAAAAGUAAAGAAGAAUUAAAGAAACGAUAUAAAGAAAAAUUAGAUAAAGCGAGACGAAAUGAAAGGGGAGGCUUAUAA
Funneliformis mosseae is the source of this 510-nucleotide messenger RNA. NCBI's taxonomy places the organism in Eukaryota, Fungi, Glomeromycota, Glomeromycetes, Glomerales, Glomeraceae. The record is from the annotation of a GenBank genome assembly.